Sarcophilus harrisii (Tasmanian devil) is the source of this 4260-nucleotide messenger RNA. It is a transcript of the gene ANKRD24, whose product is annotated as ankyrin repeat domain 24. The transcript has 18 exons. The record is from RefSeq and is a predicted model, not a curated record. Gene Ontology annotation, molecular function: actin binding. NCBI's taxonomy places the organism in Eukaryota, Metazoa, Chordata, Mammalia, Dasyuromorphia, Dasyuridae. The coding region runs from base 206 to 3409 and encodes 1067 amino acids.
GUGAGGCGGGGCUGCGGGAGGCUGGGAGGCUAGGGAGCUGCAGUGUGACCGGCGGGAGGCGAGGAGGGGCGGGAGAAGCAAGAGAAGGAGCAGGGGCCCUCGAGUCCCGAGGGAUGAGGCUCGCUGGGCUCCCGUCCCGUAUUCGGGCAGCACCGCCCCGAGCCCUGAGCCCCAAGCCCUAAGCUUCUCCGGCCCCAAGCCCCGAAUGGCCGCAGCCCCGGAGCUCGCCUUGGACGUGAUGAAGCAGAUCUGUCUCUGCGCCACCGCCUCCUUCUCGAGCCAGGACUGGGGAAGGAAUGACGAGAAGCUGAUGCAGGCUGUGGAGAGUAACGACGCCACUCGAGUCUCUGCCCUGAUUGCCCGAAAAGGGCUGGUUCCUACCAAGUUGGAUCCGGAGGGCAAGUCCUCGUUCCACUUGGCUGCUAUGCGAGGGGCAUCUGCCUGCCUGGAGGUGAUGCUGGCCCACGGUGCCAAUGCCAUGAGCACUGAUGGCUCAGGUUACAACGCCCUCCAUCUGGCAGCAAAGUAUGGACACCCUCAGUGUUUGAAACAACUGCUGCAGGCAUCCUGUGUGGUGGACACUGCGGACAGCAGCGGCUGGACUGCGCUCCAUCACGCAGCGGCUGGUGGCUGCCUGGCCUGCUCUGAAUUGCUUUGCUCCUUCAAAGCCCAUCUGAACCCCCGGGACCGGUCAGGCGCAACCCCCCUCAUCCUGGCAGCUCAGAUGUGCCACCCAGAGCUGUGCCGGCUCCUCCUGCAGCGUGGGGCUUCUGUGAAUGACCGGGACCAACAGGGUAGGACAGCUCUGAUGUUGGCAUGUGAGGCAGCCAGCGCAGAGACAGUGGAAGUGCUGCUCCAAGGAGGUGCUCGGCCUGGGCUCACGGAUGCCUUGGGCCAAGAUGCUGCACAUUAUGGAACCAUAGCAGGGGAUGCCCUGAUCCUGCACCUCUUACAGGAAGCCAUACAAAACCAGGUUCUGACCAGUGAAGAGGAGUCAGCAGAAGUGUCUUCACAGACAUCUCAGUCCAGUCGGGAAAGGGCAGCAGCCCCCAAGAAGAGAAAAGCUCCUCUCCCUCCUGCUAGCAUUCCUGUCCCGGAUGACAGGGAGGCUUAUGAGGAAAUUGUACGGCUAAGACAGGAGCGGGGUCAGCUUCUCCAGAAGAUCCGGGGUCUGGAACAGCGGAAAGAGAAGAGGAGGCAGGAGCACCAGGAAGCUGAAGACAGCUCUCUACAAAGCCUGGAGAGACAGGUGCAAGAGUUGCAGCAACUGUUGGCUGAGAAACAGGAAGAGAAGGAGAGUCUGGGCCGUGAGGUGGAGAGUCUGCAGAGUCGCCUGUCCCUUCUGGAGAAUGACAAAGAGAACACCAGCUAUGAUGUGGCCACGUUGCAAGACGAAGAGGGAGACCUGCUGGACUACCCAGGGGUCGAUGGGUUGCUGUCCAAGGGGCUGAGCCCUGCUGCCCAGGAAUUGCUAGCCUCCCUACAGGACCAAGUAGCAUCACUUACUAAACAAAACCAGGAAUUAAUGGAAAAGGUCCAGGUCCUGGAGAACUUCGAGAAAGACCACAUGGACUUGGAAACCUCCGCAGACUUUGUUCCAGUCCUCCUCUAUGACACUCUGAAAGCAGAGCUUGAGCAGGUCCGAAGGCAGCACGAAGAAGCUCUCCAAGCUUUGCAGCAGAGGGGAGCUGAAGACUCGGCCCAGGGACCCCUGGAGAAGGAGAAAGUCAAGAAGGGUGGGACCCAAGGGAACGGGAAGGAGAAGGAGACGGACAGGAAUGAAGUGGAAGCCGAAAAAGACAGGGGAAAGGAGGGAGUAAAGGAGGGGGAAAAGGAUGAGAUUGAAGUGAAGGAGAUGGAAACAAAUGAGAAUUCAGUGAAUGGGAAAGAGGAGGAAAAGGAAGUGAAGAUGAAUGUGACAGAGAAUAACAAUGUGGAGAAGGAAGCAUCAGCUGUGGCCACAGCAUCAGGUGAGGACCACGAUGGGGUGGCAACCACGGACCAUGAUGGGGUGGCAGCCGCGGACACCGACCCAAAAGAACCCAAGAUUCCAGGGCCUUCUGCCCAUGAGAAGACCAAGGCCAGCCCAGCCGAGGCCUCGGAGCAGCUGCAGGAGGAGCUCGAAUCCCGAAUCCGGGCUCUGGAGGAGACUCUUCGGCAACGGGAGCGGGAGGCGGCUGCGGAGCUUGAGGCGGCAAGAGGCAAGUGCGAGGCCGCAGAGGCCGAGGCCGGCCGACUGCGAGAGCGGGUGCGGGAGGCAGAGGGUUCGGCCAGCGGCGGGGGCAGCAGCGGCGGGGGAGGGAGCAGCGGAGGCAGCGAUUCAGCGCAGCUGAGGGCUGCCUUGGAGCAAGCCCGUGAAGACCUCAGGGACCGCGACGAGAGGCUCCGGAAGCUAGAAGCCCAGGCUGAGCAGGCCUCAGCCCUGGAGGCAGAGAGGGACCAACUGCGGGCCGAGAUGGAGACGGCUCGAGGGGAGCAGCAGCGGCUGGAAACGGAGGCCCGGGAGCUGCGUGAGGCGCUGGAGCGCGGGGCCCGCGAGCAGCGGGAGGCGGAGGUGCAGCUGGAGAGCCUACGGGAGCAGCUGGCCUCCACGUGCGUGCCCCGACGCCAGCACCUGGAGACCGUGGAGGAGCUGGGCCGGGCGCGGGAGGCUGCCGAGAGCCGGGCGCACGAGCUGGAGAGCGUGUGCGAGGAGGCCCGGAGGGGCCUGGCCGAGCUGCGCGAGGCUUCCGAGGUGGCGGCCCGGGAACUCCGCGCCCGGGCGCAGGAGCUGGAGCAGGAACUCGUGGUCAAGGGCAAGGAGGCGGCGCGGCUGCAGGCCGAGCUGGACCGUGAGCGGGCCGGCAGCGUGGCGCGGUCCGAGCACGAGCGCGUGGCGGGCGCCCUCCGCGCCGAGGCCGAGCAGCUGGCGGCGCGCCUGGACGAGCUGGGGCGGCGGCACGAGAAGACGAGCGCCGAGGUGUUCCAGGUGCAGCGCGAGGCGCUCUUCAUGAAGAGCGAGCGGCACGCGGCCGAAGCGCAGCUGGCUACCGCCGAGCAGCAGCUGCGCGGCCUCCGCGCCGAGGUAGAGCGCGCGCGCCAGGCCCAGGGCCGAGCGCAGGAGGCCAUGGACAAGGCCAAGGAGAAGGACAGGAAGAUCACAGAGCUGUCCAAAGAAGUCUUUAACCUCAAGGAGGCCCUCAAGGGUCAGCCUGUUGCUCCUUCUCCAGAGGUGGCCACCCUCCAGGGACAGGUGAAGACAUUGCAACAGCAGCUGGAGGACACACACAAAUGUCAUAGCACAGUGGUGGCCUUGUAUCGGAGCCAUUUGCUUUAUGCCAUCCAGGUCAGUUUCCCCUCCCCGACUUGGGAUACAGGAGAUGGGGCAGGGUCCCUGGGCCUGAGCUGGCAGCAAGCAGAAGUGGGUUAAUGCCUAAAUUGUGGAGUUGUGGGACCAGGAAGGUGGAGGACUCUGAGGGGAGAAACUUGCCAGCCAGGACUGGCUUCAUGGUCUGACCUGGGGAGAGACCAUUUGGAUUACUGGGGUAUCGGGGUCGUAAGAGAAGCCUCAGAGGAUCCCAAAAGCCAGGUGGAACUUGUCAGUCCAGUAAUCAGAAGAUACUACUAAGGUGAGUUAAUUCCCUGAGCCAUUAUUUUUCAAAAUGCCCUGGAUUGUAAAGGGGAAGUGGGGCUGUUCCUUUCAUCUGGAGGUUGGUGCUGUUUCAUUCAUUCCCUCUCUCACCAGUGUGUGAGGAAGAAGAGUUGGCCCGCCCCCUAUCCCAGUAGUAACAUCUUCUCCACCCCAGGGUCAGAUGGAUGAAGAUGUCCAGCGAAUCCUAAAUCAGAUCUUACAGAUGCAGCGGCUGCAGGCACAGGGCCGAUGAGAAGACUGGGGCCCGAGUCUCACCCUCCUCACUCUGGCACUGCCCAGGGCACACCUUCUGGACCCUGGCAUCACUGCAGGGACGCUCUCCAAACACAGCAUACCUUUUGGACCCUGACACUGCCCAAGGCACACCCAGUAGAGCCUGGCACCAUCCCAGGACAAUCUCCAAACCAGCAGUCUCUGGACUUGGGGGCCCCUUGCCUUUAUGGCUCAUCUCACAAAUGCCCCCUUUCCCUAAGCUACCUGAACACACACACACACAUACACACACACACACACACACACACACACACACGAAGGUGGCAGCUUCCAGAGCCCCUAAAUCCUGUGACAAGCCUCUAGCCCACAGCCUCCCCAUCCUCAGGAACACCAAUAAAUGUAUUUAUACUCACAAA